Molecule: messenger RNA, 5562 nt
Organism: Bombus pascuorum
Lineage: Eukaryota; Metazoa; Arthropoda; Insecta; Hymenoptera; Apidae
Exons: 6
Coding region: 112-1818 (568 amino acids)
Molecular function (GO): protein binding
Source: RefSeq, a predicted model, not a curated record
CAUUGUAACCUUGAACUUGACUCACGUAUUCACUGUUUGUGGGGAGUGUCUGCAAUCUUGUAUUAGUAACUAUUAAUUAUUAUAUCUUUUGUAUAACUUUUAUUAAUAAUUAUGGAUCCUUCGAUCUUCCCUGAAGAAAUUUGGGUAAAAAUCUUAUUAUAUUGUGAUGUACCUGAUAUUAUUGCUAUCGGUAAUACGUGCAAAUAUUUGAGGAAAGCUUCAGAUACUGAUUACUUGUGGAAAAUGAAGUGGCUACAAUUGAUUUCAAAAGUACAUUUUAGAUUUCCAGAUAUAAAGUGUUUACAAUUACUUAGUGUCAGCUUUAAAGCAAUGUGCUAUAGAUUAUAUAUGGUAAUUACAUUGGGAGAAAAUGUUCAUUUUCCAAAAUGUCGUCACUGUAGUGGUUAUACAUGUCAAAGAAAUUGCGUUGAAGGUUCUAGCGCAAAAGUAGUAAUUGAAAUUGGAAAUAAGUAUACAUGGGUUAUUGAGCCACACUUUGAAUUAAGAAGACAUUUUUCAAUGUUUGGUGUACCUAAAUAUAAUAAUGAAACAUAUUUGGAACAAACACAAAAUGUCCCAAGUAGUAGUACACGUCCAAAAUGUGAUGGCAAAUCACUAGCUAAAAAGUUAAAACUAUUGAAAUUAUCUGAAUUAGCAACUGCUAAAAUCCCUAGACCUAGUGGUCCAUUUUGUGUUUUUUGUAAUUCUGUGAAAUUAUAUAGAGAAAAAAAGAGAUUAAUUACUCAUCAAAAUGAUCCAACAUGUUAUGCAAGGCCAAAUCCAAUUUAUGAGAAACUUAUAAAUGGAUAUUGCACUGAUACUGUUGAAGUACUUGGAAUUCCAAAUGUUGAUCUUGUUAGUCCAGCAGAAGCAUUAUUAAGUGAUGGAACAUUUCCUAUUCUUAAAACAUUUGUUGGUCAUUUGUUUCAUCAAAUGAGAUUAACUUCAACAUUAAGGAAACCCAAUGCAGUGCUCAUGUUUUGUGAACCAUUAGCUAUGCAUCCAAUGCUAAGAAAACAAUUGUUGCAUUACUUGUUCCAAGAAGUCAAAGUAUCAAGAGUAUGUCUGGUUCCUAAACCUUUAGCAGCAUGUGCAAUGCUGGAUGUGGAAACUUGUGUCGUAGUUGAUAGUGGUGCUUUAAGUACAACAGUAGCUGUUGUAAUUGGUGGACGUGUUAUACCACAACGUUGGAGAUUAUUACCUGUUGGUGGUUGGCAUGUAGCUUACCAUCUAAAACAAGCUAUGCAUUGGUAUCUAAAAGGAUGUUAUCAUAUUCCUAUAUCAUAUCUGGAUACAUUACCUAUUAAAGAAAGGUGUAGACUAAGUUACAAUAUCAAAAAUGAAGAGAGAAGAGUAGGACAAAAAAAUGAAGAAUGUAUUAAAGUUAGAGUUCGAAGUUAUACUGAUAAUAAGCAAUUUCUGAGAGUUUCCUUGGGUUCGGAAUUAUAUAUUGCUCCCGAAAUGAUGUAUAUCGACCUUGGUUUACCACAAGUGAUAAAAGAUGUAACAUCUGGUUUAUCGGAAGAAAUACUGCAUGAUUGUCUCUCACACAUUUUGCUCACUGGAGGCAAUACACACCUUUCAGGUUUUGGGCUAAGAUUGACUAAAGAUUUACGAGAAUUAUUACCAGAGCACAGCAAGAUAUUAGAAGUAAGAAGUUGUCCUGGUACUCAUAGUUGGAAUGUUGCAAUGGGUUCCACAUACGUGCCUUUAGCUGUACAUCCUGACAAGACACCACCAGAAUAUAUUGAAGGUAAUCCAUUUUGGUUGUCAAGAGAAGAAUAUGUUUUAUUUGGGUGUGAAUCGUUAGAGCAGUAAAUCCGUAAUAAGUGAUUUUUUACAAUGUCAAUACCUCACUUAUUAUAUAAAUGCAAAUCUUUGCAUGUGUAAAACUGUUGAAAAAGUAAAGGAAAAACUAUCAUGAAGAAAAUCCUCUCAUGAAUUGCCUUUAAAUUAGAUGCAAAAUAUAAUCGUAGAUAAUUGGAGGAGCAUUCCAAGAUAAAGUGCUUGGACAAAAAUAGAUAUUGAUACUUCUGGGGCCCAUCUUACAAGGAAACGGAAGGUGUAAGCUCUACUAAUAUGUAUCCAAUGAAUACUGGGAUAGACACACGUUUCCGCACCUAUCUUGCAAUGUUAUGCCCAUUAAGCACUUUUUGUCACCACAUUAUCAUCGAUCUCUAUCAGUUUAGCAACAUUUUAAAUCCAUUCGAUAUCAUGUAUCAAAUCACAUCAUUUCCAAAUUCUUUUUUACGUUCUCUUGACAUUCUAAAACGUCACUAGUGAUUAAAUCCUCAACUGAUCUCAUAAUGUAGCUAAGAUUUUUUAAUUCAAAUCUUAGUAAGUUAAAUAAAAUUGUUUCUACAUCGUAAAACUUAAUCAAUAUCUGGAUUUUCUACUCUUAUUGAAUAGCACCUAAAUCCAGCAAUAUGGAUUCCGUCCAUCCUAAGUUUUCAACAAUGUAACGUUACAUUAUUGAUCGCUUUUAUAAGCUUUAGAGAAAUGAUCAGUAAAUGAGGUACUAAAUUGGAGAACAUUUAUUAUAUUGUAAUAUGUAUUCUACAUCCUUUAUUUUACAUUAAAUUUUAAUACUUUUAUUGCACAUCAGGUUUUCCUGGUAACUCAUUUCCAUUAGCAUUGAGAAUUAAUCAUUCCAUACUCAUGGCAAACUGCCAUUUAUGGUCCAUAUUCCCAAAAUUGUAUCUUCUCCUAUCCCUUAUAAGAUGAUUUUUAUGUAUAUAGCUCAAACAAUAAUUUCUUUUGUACAUACAUACAUACAUACAUAUAUACAUACAUACAUAUAUGUUUAAUUGCUUAAUGUACAGGUAAAUAAUUUUAGAAAGUAUUAUUUAAAAAUAAGUACUAUAAAUUUUUAAAAACUUGUUCAUGAUUUCCUAAAUUUAUAAUACAUCAUUCUUGCCAAAAUAAGAAAUAUCUAUUAAUAGCCAAAAAAACAAAAAAAAAAAAUAAUAAAAGAAUAAAUAGCAACAUUUCUAGUCACUUUGAAUAUAAUUAAACUAUUUAGACUUCUCUUCCAAGAUAGUAUAUACUAUUAAAGAAAAGAAUUUAUAAUGAGAUUUUAGAACCAUGAAUCUUUAAAUAUUAAUAUUAUGCAGUAUAAGAUUAUUGUUACCAUAAUUUUCUUCAAUUCUAGAUAUGAUUUUGUGAACAAUUUAAUAUGCAAUUGUUGUUUUUGAUAUGUACAUUAGAAAUUUUAUUAAUUGUUAAGCUGUAAGUAAAAACUUAUAUAAUAUUUAAGAAGUUAUACAACAGUUUAAUGCUAAUUUAAGCAAUAUUCUAAUAUAAUAGUACAUAAAUUAAUUUAAAAACAGAUACAUAUAUUAUAAAUAUCAUAGUAAACUAUGUUUUUGUUAUUGAAAAAGAAUCUAUGCAAGUUAUUACAUUAUUGAAACACAUUUUAAUUUAUGAUCUUAUGAUUAUUUCUAUAUAUAUAUAUAGGUGCUUAUAUAACAUAAGUCUACAUAAUGUACGCAUGUAUAUAAUUUAAUAAUUUUAAGCUAUAAAAUGAUAUGAAUAUUUAUAAUACAGUUUUUACAAAUUACAUAUAUUUAAGAUCUAAUUUAUGUUUUCUUAUCUUAGAAUGAUUUGAAUAAUUCGUAAUACUAUACAACGUAAUACAUUAUAACGUAAUACCAUAUAACGUAAUACCAAAUAGCGUAACGUAACAGUAUAACAUAGUAUAAUAUAACGUAAUUCUAUAUAGCGUAAUACUAUAAAACGUAAUACAGUAUAACGUAAUAUAAUAUGACGUAAUACAUUACAACGUAAUAUAAUAUAACGUAAUACAGUAUAACGUAAUAUAACAUAACGUAAUACAAUAUAACGUAAUACUAUAUAACGAAAUACUAUAUAACGUAAUAUAAUAUGCCGUAAUUCUAUAUAACGUAAUACUACAUAAAGUAAUACAUUAUAACGUAAUACUAUAUCACGUGAUACAUUAUAAUAUAAUAUAAUAUACCGUAAUACUAUAUAACGUAAUACUAUAUAACGUAAUAUAACAUAACGUAAUAGAUCAUAACGUAAUACUAUAUAACGAAAUACUACAUAAAGUAGUACUAUUCAAAGUAAUACAUUAUAACGUAAUACUACAUAACAUGAUACGAUAUAACGUAAUACUAUAUAGCGUAAUACUAUAUAACGUAAUACUAUAUAACGUAAUAUUGAGUUGGCAACUAAGUUAUUGCGGAUUUUGUCAUUACCACCUAAUUUAUAUAGUAUAUAUUAUAUAGUAUUAUAUAUAGUAUAUUAAAUUUAUUCGAAAAUAAUAGAAUAGUUUAUUGGACAUCGACCCGAACUCUACGUAGUUCAUGACGGUAUCUCGGCAGUCUGACGAGCGCAUGUUCCACGAUUGCAGAGUUUCUCGUUAAUCGGAGCUGUGUAAGAUAUUUUGUGUAUCUGGAAAUUUAACGCAAAGGUACGUUGAUCGCAAAUUGUGGUAAAUACAACGCGAAGGAUAAUUCUAAUUAUCUCAUAUCUAGUUAUAGCUUAUCGUAUCGGUUUGUUUCCCUUUGUAUAAAUUGCCCUGCGAGCAUGGAUAGACGAUGCAUCUGGAAAAAUGGACCGUGACGAAUAACAACGAAUAGCAAGAGGAUCAACAAGAGGAAGAAGGAAAAGAGCGUUUAAUCGCUGAUAAUGAGACAAUGUAUUAUCUCGUUGGUUGCGUGCGAGCAUGGGAGAAAAAUUGUGAAACGUGGGAAGGGCAGGAAGAAGUAGCUCGUAAAUGCGUGAAUAAGAUGUGUAAAAAGAAGCGUUUGCAAAUACGAAACGUUUUGCGUGAAGCAGGUAAUAAUAAGAGCGUAAAAAUAUAGGGUGAAAAGACGAGGUGUGCAAUAAAGAUGCGUAAAUAAAAUAAACGCGUUUCUAACUUGGGUGUAUGAAAGGUGGAACAGGGAAGGUAAUAGCGAUGUUGAUUUAGCAUGGGAAUUUGUCAAAACAUUGGUUUAUUUUGUUAGAAAAUUGUAAAAUAUGUAAAAAGAUCGUAGACGUUAGAUACGUAAAAGUUGAAAGAAGUAAGAAAAGAAGGAAAAGAGAGUAUAAAAUGAUAAUAGAUAAUACGUAAGGCAAUAUAAUUUUUUGGAUGGCAAGAGAAUGGAUUUGUUUGGAUUCUAGGAGACUAAAGAAUAAAUAAAGAUACAUUUAGGAGAUAUGUGUGCCUUGUUUAUUCGACUAUCGACCAUAAAUUGUGAAAGUAGGUUUUAAAAAGAUAAAUGUCAGAUAGAAUAGCUUUUAAAGGUUAAGAAUAUGGUUGCGUUAAGAAAGGUGUAAUUGUGAAAUGUAUGGGUAAUGGAAUAAAAUACCACUACGAAAGGUAGUAAUUGUAUCUAGAAAUAUAUUAAUAAGGAAUAACACGAUUGCAAUCUUGUAAUUAUACAGAUAAUAUAUGGAAAGUGAUUAACGUUAAAUAACUUCCAUUUAAAGGAAUGAAAGGUAUUAGAAAUAAAAUGGAACGGUAUUGUUUAAAUGUAGUAAUUAUAUAGAAUUAUAGGAAAUAUGGUGGUAAUUACACAUCCUCGGUGUAAGCUUGGGUGAGAAUUAUAACGCCUU